Messenger RNA from Cyprinus carpio (common carp), 4820 nucleotides. Its product is annotated as gamma-aminobutyric acid receptor subunit beta-1-like. Gene Ontology annotation, biological process: signal transduction; regulation of membrane potential; chemical synaptic transmission. NCBI's taxonomy places the organism in Eukaryota, Metazoa, Chordata, Actinopteri, Cypriniformes, Cyprinidae. The record is from RefSeq and is a predicted model, not a curated record. Gene Ontology annotation, molecular function: GABA-A receptor activity; extracellular ligand-gated monoatomic ion channel activity; neurotransmitter receptor activity. Gene Ontology annotation, cellular component: synapse; neuron projection; membrane.
UGACUUUGCUGUUUGAAUAGAAUAUCGCUACAGGUAUGUGUAGCGAUAUUUCAAACGCACAGCUGGCUGUUUUUUUCCUCGCAUCAGCGGCCACGCGCCCUUUCUGUCGUUGCACAUUAAUUAUUCCCACAGUCUCGGGAUAGGCUAUUAAUGCAUUUUUCUCGCGGUGCCCGCUGUCUUAAUGCGUUUUCCAAGUUUCUAACAAAUAAUUCACUCUGUCUCGGGCGCGUGAUGCACUGCAAAUUGAAAGAUGGCGCGAAAGAGCUCUUGAGUCGGCGCGGCGCGUUCAGGUGCACACACCUCCAGCUAAAACUAUGCACUCAGCUCUGUCUGCUUCAGAGCGAAUCAUUUUAGGUGCACGGAAGGGAUAACGCUAGGCGCAUAACCUCAAUGCGACAGUACGUUCAGCUCUGUAUUUCCAAGGAAGAUACGCGAAGGACUGCCAUGAGCUGCCGUGUCCACUGACCCGCUGGCGAUGGGAUCUGACCGGCAUACUGAUACGCUCCGCCAGCAACGUCAGCACCGGGGAGCGCGACAGACGCAAGAACAGCUCGCCGCGCCACUUUGGUUUUCGUUAGAGUUGCUCAUUUCUUUGCGUUUGUAGUAUUUUGAUGUUGGUCUCGUCGUCGCGCAUGCGUUGCUGUGUAGUUGAAAUUGCUGGAGCGCUUCUUCAGACUUUAGGCUAUUGCUUCUCGGUCGAUGAUGAGAGGGAUGCUGGUCGCUCGGGAUCACUGGCGCGCGGGGAUCUUGUGUCUCCUAGUGCUCGUGGCUUUGACGGUCGGUCGCAGCCCGCCAGCGCACAGUGUAAAUGAACCAAGCAACAUGUCAUACGUCAAAGUCACUGUGGAUAAACUACUAAAAGGCUACGACAUCCGUCUCAGGCCUGACUUUGGAGGUCCUCCAGUUGAUGUCGUUAUGAGUAUCGACAUCUCCAGUAUCGACAUGGUGUCAGAAGUGAACAUGGACUAUACCAUCACCAUGUAUUUCCAACAGUCUUGGCGCGAUAAGCGCCUGUCCUACACAGGGAUUCCUCUCAAUCUUACUUUGGAUAACCGAGUGGCUGAUCAACUCUGGGUGCCUGAUACUUACUUUAUAAAUGACAAGAAAUCUUUUGUCCAUGGGGUCACAGUGAAGAACCGCAUGAUUCGUCUGCAUCCUGAUGGGACUGUGCUCUAUGGCCUCAGGAUAACUACCACAGCUGCAUGCAUGAUGGAUUUGCGGAGAUACCCGCUGGAUGAGCAGAACUGCACGCUGGAGAUCGAAAGUUAUGGCUACACCACAGAUGACAUUGAGUUCUACUGGCAGGGAGGAAGUUCAGUGACGGGGGUGGACAACAUUGAGCUGCCGCAAUUCUCUAUUAUUGAUUAUAAAACACUGUCUAAGAAAGCAGUGUUUGCCACAGGGUCAUAUCCUCGUCUGUCUCUCAGUUUUAAACUGAAGAGAAACAUUGGAUAUUUCAUCCUGCAGACCUACAUGCCUUCAACAUUGAUCACCAUCCUGUCCUGGGUCUCUUUCUGGAUCAACUAUGAUGCUUCUGCUGCAAGAGUUGCGCUAGGAAUCACCACCGUUCUGACUAUGACCACAAUCAACACUCAUCUUAGGGAGACUUUACCCAAGAUCCCUUAUGUGAAGGCCAUAGACAUCUAUCUUAUGGGCUGCUUUGUCUUUGUGUUCCUGGCCUUGCUUGAGUAUGCCUUUGUCAACUACAUAUUCUUCGGCCGUGGUCCACACUUGCAGAAGAAAGUGGCAGAAAAAGCCACAAAAAGCAACAAUGAAAAGUGUCGGAUGGAGAGUAACAAAGUUCAGUUUGAUGUCCAUGGAAACAUCCCCCUGACAAACCUUGACCUGCGCCUUAGUGGAGCAGAGAUGUUAGGUGCUCUUGGGGACCCAAGGAACACCAUGUUCUCUUAUGAUAGUGCCAGCAUCCAAUACCGUAAGCCCCUUACAGGUCGGGACCUCUACGGCCGGCCCACUGCCUCUGUCGAGAGGCCAGUGGCACGAAAAAAGAGUCGUCUUAGGAGGCGAGCCGCUCAGCUAAGGGUGAAGAUUCCAGACCUGACAGAUGUAAACGCCAUCGACAAGUGGUCACGUGUCAUCUUUCCCAUCACCUACACCUUCUUUAACUUAGUAUACUGGCUGUAUUAUGUCCACUAGGGAGCAGCACUGACUCAACCCAGCCAUUCACACAUCAGGUCAGGCUCUCUUACCCUCCUUGUGGUUUUGACUGUCAGUCAGACCGGAGGAAAAGGUAACCCUUCUCUGUAAAUUAUUAAACUAUAAUGAACAUAUCAUAUAAAUCUAUAUUAUCAUUUUUAAAUAAGAAAAAAAAAUGACUACCCAACUUUUAAAGCUGUUUAAUGUAAAUUAUGUUGCAAAUAUUAGUUUAAAAUUGUCACUGGAUUUUUGCACUUUGCUUCUGUAGGAUCAGUUUCACUGACUGCUGAAACUACAACUUCACAAUGGGGAGAAAAAAGGCCUUUUUUUAGAGACGACUGCGAUGCAGCUGUAUGUCAGACAGGUUUAAAUCUUUACAACAGCAUUUGGAAAUUGUUUUAAGGUCUUAAAGGGAUGUUCUUGGCCUAUUACAAGCUCUAUCGACAACAUUUGUGGCAUAAAUUUCAUUACCACAGAACAUAAUUUUAUCCCUCAGGUUUUUAUAAUAAAUAAUUACAAGUUACUUUUAUCUGGUACUUUCAUACCAUGUAGAUUUAAUUAAAGCUUUAUCCCUUUCUUAUGCAACAAUGUAAGCAUUUAGGUUUUUUAGAAAACCAAUAGUUAUUCGGUAUAGUAAAACGGUUUCUCUUUGAGGUCAAUGUGACCCCAGCACAAGAUUAGGAAGAUUAGUAAAUCUUGAAGCGUCAGCCUAAUUCUGUUCGGUAUUUGUGGUAUUAGUAUGUAAUUGUGGUUCCUGUGAGACACUUACAGUGGAAGUACAUGAGCCACACAAUUGAAAUAAUAAUACCACACAACAUAAGUUAUUUAUAUUGGCAUGACAUGCUAGUAAACCUGAUAAAUUUUCAGAUGAUAUGCUCAUGGAAACCUGAAAUUGAUCUAACAGUUGUACACUGCUUACAUAGAGCAAACUCCACUUGCAAGACUAAAUGUACAGUAUCAUAUACUUUUACAGUUCCUGAAGAUAAGUUAAAAACAGUCAUUUCUUUAAAAAUUAUUUUUUAGACAUUUGAUGGAGCUUAUCUUGAAUGAAAACCUGGAACAUUCCUUUAAAAUCAAGACCUUCUGUGUAAGUUUGUACAUAAAAGCAUUUCCCCAGUUUAGACACAUCACAUACUGUAGAUUAAACCUGUUUGUCUUAGUAAGACUUUAGCAACUCUGCUACCAAGAAAUGGGCAAAAAAGCUCAUCAUUUGGGUUACAGUAUUUAUAGGGCUCGGUUUAGAGUACAUCUAAAAAAAAAAUAAAAAUAUCUGCAGCUCUUGUGUGUCUAUAUAUGGCCUAACACACUUGUUCUCUAUUAUCAAAUGUAGUCAAUCUGCCAGGAACGGAUGUCCUUACAUCAGCAUAACACAUGAUGACAAGCAGGAUGGGAGUUUAAAGUCCACACAGUAUGGAAAUUUGUACAUUAAAAUAUAUCAGGUAUUGAAAGAUGAAUGAUGUCAUCAUGUUUUUUCUCUACUUUUUUCUUUUAAACCAACAAAUGCUGCAUAUUUCAUUUAUAGCAGAAGUUGAGUUUUAUACUGUAAAGCCCAAUAUCUAAAAUCCAGAUUCAUUAGCAAGAGGUUAAAAGACAAAAGUGGUUUCAGGAAAGUGAUAUAUUAGUUCCCAUUGUUCAGUAUUUGACUCAGAGUUCCCAACACUAUUGUGAUCGAAAUGUAGCUAUGAUUUUAGAUAUGGGCAAUGUUUUAGGGAUGCAGGAUGCAUCUAUUUAUAUAGGAAGUGACUUCACAGUAUUUACCGUACAUAUUUGAAUUUAGCUUUAAACUGUGCUAUUCACUGUGAGUUAUAUAUUAGCCAAGCUCACCAAAACGGCAGAUAGGACUUAAUAACAAAUUAGAUUUUUCUUCUUUAUGGCUGAACUUGUGCCUUUUAAGAAAAAAAAAAAAUCAUGUAUUUUACGGGGUGUAGCAUACAACAGCAGAGUAGAAAUAUUCUGAAUGGAUUUCCACUUUUCUAUAGAACUAAUAUUACUCAAGGGUAGCACACCUAAUCAAAAUCAAAGGUACUUUCAAGGCCUUUUCCAAUGCCCUGCAUUAAUAUUCAGUAUAUUAUAACAGACAAAAUGCGUUUGGCAUGUAAAUAAAUUGCUUGCAUUGCAACACUCUUUUUGUUUCAGUGACAAGUUGACUGGGACAUGAGCUGGUUUGUUUCUUGUCCAGGAGUGAAUUAACUUUAUGAAAUUCUCCAUUAAAGCUAAUCAAGAGAGAGACUGGCUACAUAAAAACAAAGCAUAUUCACACAUGCUCAAGCCAGAAUCAGCAUGAAUACACAAACAUGUACACAUAAAAGUGAAGUUAUAUCGAACUUUUUAUAGGCCAUCUAUCACUCAUGCAUUGUGUUUUGGCUUGGGAUGCCUACAACAGCAAAUGCCAAAAAAAAAAAAAAAAAAAAAAAAAAAAAUGGAAAAAGUAUUUUUAAAACAGUAUCCUAUUAUAGGUGUAUGAUUUCUGCAGUUGCACUCAUGCUAUUGGCCAGUGCGGAGUGGGUUGAAGAAUAAUUUACUGUCACUGAAUGAGACAAGGUGCUUGUAUUUGAGUUUAUGUAUUUAAGGCUGGGACUGCAACCACAGUUGUUCUUAAGGAUACUUUAUUUUAAAUCAUAGACAUUUUGAAUGAAUUCAAAUAAAAUAUCUCACCAAGCAUAAUG